AUGAUAAUCACACCACAUUACAUCAUGACUCGAUUCGGUGCGGUGCAUCUUCGGCCACUGAGCCUAUUCUUCGCCCUGCUGGCGUUGGUCGCCUUGUUAGCUCAGCCAUCGACUGCUGUCCCGGCAGUGACACGUCGAGGAAAGUAUCUGUACCAAGGCAACGAUCGCUUCUACAUCAAAGGGAUCGCAUACCAAGAACCUGCCCCUGUUGCUGCAUCGUCUGCAGCCAACGACGAAAACGGCGGCUUCCCGGAGCCAGACAGCUUCACAGACCCACUUGCCCUUCCAAGCGCAUGCACACGCGAUGUUGCCAACUUUCGCGAUCUUGGCAUCAACACCAUCCGCGUCUAUUCGGUCAAUUCGAGCCUCAACCACGAUGCUUGCAUGUCCACUUUCAGCAACGCCGGCAUCUAUGUCAUCCUCGAUCUUGCGCUACCCCUCAACGGUUCGAUCAACCGCGCACAGCCUAGCUGGGAUGUAGGACUGCUCAACCUUUACGCUACUACAAUCGACGUCUUUACGAAGUACGACAACUUGCUGGCGGUCAACAUCGCCAACGAGGUCGUCACUCAGCCUUCCAAUGCCGAUUCCGCUCCGUUCAUCAAGGCAGCGGUCCGCGAUGUCAAGGCUUACCUGCGUUCCAAAAACUCCAACGUGCUAGUGUCGUACUCCUCCACGGACGGUGCCUCGGGUCUCAAUCAGUGGCGAGACAUGCUUGCCUACUACCUCACGUGCGGAAGCGCAGACCUCAGUAUCGACUUGUACGGUCUCAACUCCUACUCUUGGUGUGGAAACAGCUCCUACACCGAAUCCGGGUACAACUCCUUGACAAGCGAUUUCAGCUCGUUGCCAGUCCCGGCCUAUCUGGCCGAAUUCGGUUGCGUUGAAAAUGUCGGCACCAACAACCGUCCAUGGACCGAGGUGCAAGCGCUCUACUCUACACCCAUGACCAACACCUUCAGCGGAGGCGUUGCCUUCUCCUACUUCCCACAGCAGUCCGGUCUCGACUACGGCCUCGUCAGCAUUUCCGGCGACUCCGUGACCACCCGUAGCGAUUGGCAGACUCUGAAACGAGCUUUCGCCAACACAUCCGCUCCCACCACCACCCCUUCGGGUUCCACUCCAUCCUACCCAACGUGUCGUGGAAACACCAACAACUUCCCUGCCUCCACCGCUCUCCCACCCACCCCCAACCCCGCACUCUGCUCAUGCGUCGAAUCGAACGCCUUCUCCUGCGCUCUCAUCCCGUCCACGUAUAACUCUCCCAACACCGUCGGAUUCCUUACAGGACAAGCGUGCACUUAUCUUUCGGAUCAAGGCGGAUCCUGCGCACCGAUCCAGUCCAAUGGACAGGCGGGCGUGUAUGGAAACUACUCGUUCUGCACUGCCGCCCAACGACUGGAGUGGGCCAUGUCGCGCUUCUACCAGAUCACCAACUUCAACCGUGACUCGUGCAACUUUGCGGGUAACGCCACCGCCAAGGUUCCACCGCAGCCGUCGGGCUCGGCGAUCGACGGUGCGUUUGCUACUUGCUUGAGCCAAAAUCCAGUGGGUGUGCAGACGCCGAUGCCGGAUGUAGGGGCGACGACGAAUAGCACCGCCAGUGCAGGAGCGGCGACACCGUCGCAAACCGCGGCGAGUGGUGGAAAGGCGAAUGCUGCAGUGCAGAGUGGAGGUGGAAAGGUGGUAGGCGUUGUGACGCUCGGUGCGGUGAUGCUUGGAGUCUUGGCGCUGCUCUGA
Messenger RNA from Pseudozyma hubeiensis SY62, 1740 nucleotides. RefSeq names its product 1,3-beta-glucanosyltransferase. Gene Ontology annotation, biological process: fungal-type cell wall (1->3)-beta-D-glucan biosynthetic process. The transcript has a single exon. The record is from RefSeq and is a predicted model, not a curated record. NCBI's taxonomy places the organism in Eukaryota, Fungi, Basidiomycota, Ustilaginomycetes, Ustilaginales, Ustilaginaceae. Gene Ontology annotation, cellular component: fungal-type cell wall; cytoplasm. Gene Ontology annotation, molecular function: 1,3-beta-glucanosyltransferase activity. Bases 1 to 1740 code for a protein of 579 amino acids.